CCGGCCAGCUUCAGAGUGAAGUCUUAGGUUUAGCGCGCAACAACUCACCACGACACACGCUAGUAACUGGAAAAGGAAGAAAUAAAGAAACACACCCGAUAGUUUCUUUCUCAAAGUCCCAACACAUUUUGAAUCGAAAAAAAAAGCAACUUACUCACGUCGUACAACUUCUGUCCCCACCAGUCGUCUCUCAUGGCUGGCAAGUCGUUGGACGUCCUGGUUGCUGCCCCUCCUUUUUCCCAACGUUUUCCCUAAACGUGCACAACAUUGACCGAAAAACAGGAAGGAAUUGGGACUUAGAAAUUUGACGGGACUUAGCCGCAGAACAAGAAGACACGUUUCACACACACACUCGCAAGUGUUUGGAAAUCCCCAAGUCUCUUCUUCUUCUAUAUCCCAAAAGGAUCUCGUGGUGGUGUGUGUUGGCAACAUCCAUCGGCUACGACGACGACCGAUAUACCUCGACAAUUUGAAGCCAUAACUUCUGUCUCUGUAUGACCGACAGUGCUCUCGCGUGUUAUUUCUCACUUGUGUCACAGUGUCUUAAAGAAAGAAAAAGUGUUUUGUUGUUCGCCAUCGUUGAUUUGUUUUCGUCAGAAGCCAUCUCCCGUUUCUGAGAUUCCCCCUCGCCCAACUCUUAAAUUGAAUUGAAUCCAUUCGAAAAGUUAACUCUUCAUCCGUUUCCAAAUGAGAGAAAGAAAGAGCCGAAGAAGCGCCACGACGACGACGAGCGACAGCAGCGCCAUGGUUCCUCAACAGCAGACGAAUGGCAGCAGGGCCGAUAGUCCCAGCAACCACGUACCGAAAUUUGGCUCGCAACUUGUGGAUAGAAAAUCUUCAACGCCAUACUCGGAUGCCACUCAGACGAAGAAGAACAACCCGAACCACAUCAAGCGACCGAUGAACGCGUUCAUGGUGUGGUCUCAGAUUGAGAGGCGCAAGAUCUGCGAGAUCCAGCCGGACAUGCACAACGCCGAGAUCUCCAAGCGGCUGGGCAAGCGCUGGAAGACUUUGUCGGAGGAGGAGCGUCAGCCGUACAUUUCCGAAGCCGAGCGGCUCCGUCAGUUGCACAUGCAGGAAUACCCCGACUACAAGUACAGACCGCGCAAGAAGGCCAAGUUGAGUACGAGCGGCAGCGCCAGUCCGUCCUCGUCCUUGUCGCCGUCUUCAUCUUCCUCGUCGCACGCCAUGCCGGCCAGCCCCGUCAGCCACUCGAGCAACAGCAAUAGCAGUAUCGGCAGCGGUGGUGGCGGCGGUGGCCUCAGCAGCCUCAAGGCACUUGGCGACCAUCGAAGGACAAUGACGUCGUCCAAAGGCCGGACCAGCAGCGCCGUGGUGACUUCGGGACCUUGUGGCACUCUGCUGACGACGAACCACACGAAUAACAACAGCCACAGCACUCCCAACCAGAAUGGCCAUCACCACGGGUUCGCCUCGCUGGCCAAGAUGACGUCGUCCUCGUCGUCGUCGUCGUCGUCACGGGCGCGCAUCACGCAAACCUUGGGCGGCCUCAGCACCGUCAAUCACAACCGCCUCAAGUUGCGUCUGACGAUCGACCGCAAGUUCAAGGAGAGCAUCCGCAACAGCAAAAACGUCCCAACGGCUCUGCUGGCCGUCAGCACUAAGUCGUCGACGACGACGACGGCAGUUGCACAACCGCCGGCCAAAGUUCCGUCGAGCCCCUCGUCGGCCUCGUUCCCCGACUCGCCUGCCAGUCUGACCAUGUACGAGGAGUCGUCUGCUGGACACCACCACCACAACAACCACCACCUCCACAACGUUGCCGUAGUCAGAGGAGACUCGCCCAUCUCUGGAUUGAUCACUCCACCUACCUCUUCUUCAUCAUCGUCGCCCAGCAGCAACAGCAACGGCGGCUCCGGCGGUCAAUCGCUUCUCAGCCUGGGCUCGUUUGGCAUCAAGAGCGAGCCCGGUGUCUUGGUGGCCACUUUGACUCCCGAGCCGGACGUCGAGUCGGACGACAUGGACGAAUCGCCCAGUCACCACCAUUUCGGUCUUCAAUCGAUGGUCGGAGGCGUCAACGGUUGCAACAACGGCGGCGGCGGCGGCAGCGGCGGAGUGGGCGGCAAAAGUGGCGACUCGACUCACUCGUCGAUGCGCAUCAAACAGGAGCCGAGUUUGAUGAUGAGUUCGGCCAGCGGAACUGGCGAGUCGUCGUUGGCCGAUUUGGACUCGUUGACGGAUCUCUUUUCCCUGCCGUCCGACAUGAAGCUGGACAUUGACACGUUGGCCGCCGACGAUCUCGACUCGAUCGAUUCGGCCUCCCUUUCAUCCGGCUCCCAUUUCGAGUUCUCCUGCACGCCUGACGUCAACGACAUGCUCAUGGAUAUCGGCGUCUCCAACGACUGGGUCGACAAGAGUUUCGCCAAUCUCAUCGACUGCUAGACGUCCCAGGCCGGCCGGAAGGAAGCAAAGAAGAAGAAGAAAAAGAAAAGAAAAAGGGUAGUAGUGUGCCCUUUGGCUUUUUCAUCAACCCUUUACUAGCUCUCCUUAUUGUGCUCUGCUGGCUGCUGCUGCUGCUGCGUGUCAUCCAAAUCCACACAGAACCACACAACCGCGUUCACACACACAACUCCACAACCCCCCCCCCCUCCUUUUUUUUCUUCUGUUUAUGUCACUCUCUCCCCGUGUGUGUGUGUGUGUGAUUGUCAUUAUUAUUAUUUUUUUUUAAAGAAAAAAAAAUCACCUCUUCAACAUGAUCUCUUCGUUGUCGGCCGCUCCGAAAUAUCCUACACAACAACAUCGUCGUUCCCCCCUUCCCCACUCCCUACCGAAGAAAAACCCCCCACAAGAAAAUAAAAAAAUUACCCCCGUGAGAAAAGGACUAUGCGGAGCUCAAUGUCCUUUCCAGGUCCCCCCCGUCAUCCGAUCGAAAGAGAAAAGAAGAGAGUAGUCGACGAAACCCCCCCCGAUUGCGAGUGUGCGUGUAUGUGUGGAAAUUCUCACCAUCCCCUCAUUUCCCAUAGUCAUAAUUGUUAACCUCAUUCUAGAAAAGAUAAAAACAAAAAAAGCAAACAAAACAACAAAAAAAAAGAAUAAUAAUAACGCGAGUGUCGCCAAUCUUUUUCUGAUGGGAUUGAAAUCAACCAAACGUACUUCCCCCACACACUUUUAAUUUUUUUUCGAAAAUUAUUAUUAUUAUUAUUUUUUUUCGCCCCUUGUUUUAUUUUGGAUUUUCGGGGAGGGAGUUAUUUCGUCCAUUUUUCGUGAAAAAGGGAGAAACAAAAAUGUGUCGCUGAUUUCUUGUUUUAAAUUCGUGAGUUGGUGGGGUUGGUUCUACUUUUUGGGUGUGUUCGAAAUUGUUUGAACAGCUCGUUUCCUUUGCGGGUCUCGCCAAUGUAAAUAUAGACUCGGAAAACAGCAUUAAAAGAAGUGAAAGAGAUUCUUCAACCCCCCUCCGAUACACACACACACACUAUUAUAAUAUAUACAAAAAAUUGCAUAUACAAAUGAGAAAAUCCCAACAAUUCCCGGGGCCUGACGUGAUUCCCCCCUACCCCCUUGUGCAGGAGAGGAGUCGUGCAGAGGAGAAGAGAGAGAGCUUGCCGUAGGGUGUCGGCCUUUAAAAAAAAAAGAAUUAUUCUUUUGUGUGUGUCUUUUGUUUUUUUUUUUUAAUCCCUCCCCGCAAAAAAUUUUGUCACCUGAGAAAAAAAAAAGAUUUGCGUGUGUAAUCCCGAUUUUUCUUUCUUUCUUCUUGAUUUUACCAGAGAAAAAAAAAGAGUAAAUUUUUUUCUUUGUGUGUGUGUGUAAUCAUCUCUGUGUAAUUUUUAAAUGAUACGAAAGCUGUUUUGUGGGUACCGGCAGCAAGCAGGGAUAUUUUUUCCUUCCUUAUUCUUUAUAUUUUCAUUUUUUUUUUUAAUUGAAAAGAAAAAGUUGAGGGGGAAACAAAUUUUUCAUCUCAUCGCUAUUUGCCCCUUCUACUCCCCUGAAUAAUAAUACCCUCCCUUUACAAAAAAAAAAUUUAUUUCACAAUGUUUACCUGAUUCAUCGAAAAAAAAGGAAAAAACAGUCCACCACCUCAGCUCGUCUGCGUCACGCACGCACACACGAUUCCCCCCUCCCCCUCGUAUAUGUUUUCACACAUGGCGUUUAUAAUUCUCCCCCAAAAAACUUGUUUUUCCCUUUUUUUAACCAUUAAAUACCUGUUGAUUAUUUGAAAAAAAAAAGCAAACAAAAUUUUUCGAGAUUUUUUUAUUCAAACACAAAUAUUUUUUUUUUUUUUUAAUAUUUUGGCCAAGUCAGGUCUCACUUUUAACUGUGAAACCACAGCAGAACACACACCUACAUACACCAUACAGACACAUUUUUUAAAAUUAAAAAGGAGGAAAUUCGUUUUGAUUUCAAUCAAACGUUUCAUUUGGGGAUUCAUUCGUGGGAAGUGUUAAAAUACAAACGAACAAAAUAAACAAAACACAAAGUGUCCGAGAUAUCGAACAAGGAAAAAACAAAGUGUCACGUAGAAAGUAGAUGAAAUAUUUUUUCAAAAAUCGGGGUCAGAAGUUGUUUUAGAGAAAUUACAUCCAAAACCGCAUUCAUAUUUGCUGUAUGUGUCUGUAUGUGUUGAGAGAGAAGGGAGCGGUCGAUUAUUAUUUUUAAAUGGUUUUUUAUUUGGAAAAAAGAGAUUCUUUCUCUCUCUCACCCUCGCUAUCGACGUCUUUCGCAUCGUCUCCGACACAUUCGCGUCAAAUCUUUUUUUCUUUUUGGGUUACAUCCGUACAGUACAAUCCCUCCUCUUCCGCAAAAGACGGACAUUUCCCCCCUCGUUGAAUUUUUUUUAAAACUAAAUAUAAAAAGCUCAUCGUUCAUCCAAGUCAAACAAUUCCUCCGAGUUCUCUCUCUCUCUCUCUCUUCUUGAAAAUUGUUACAAAAUAUUUGGAAAAACAGAAACAAGAAAAAUUGAUUUGUGUGUGUGUAUUGUGUUGUGUGCGGUGUGGCAGAAGUGAAACAUUUUUUUGUGUUGAAUGGGAUAAAAACCGAUUUGACAACAACAAAAAAAAAACAUUCAGGUAUUUGCCUUUUUUGGUUCUAUGUUUUCGCUACUUUUUUUUUUUUUUUUUAAUUUCCCGCCUGUGGAGGAGCAAAAAUUUUCCGAUUCGUGUUUUCAUCCAUCCCCAGUCUCCCAUGUUGUGUGUGUGUGUGUCGGGUAUUGAAAAUAUGGAGCCAACCGACUGAGUGCUACAUCUGAUACCGUACAUUUUUUUAAAACAAUACCUGAGGCUGGCUACCACCACUAUACCCCCCUUUGUGUACAUAUAGUUAUACAUACACACAUACAUAAUAAUCGUCACCAAAUUUUUAAAUAUAUAUACUAAUUGCUGCUGCUGUUGUAUCUGUGUGCUGCUGACGUGUGUUUCUGUGUGUGUGUGGGGGGGGGGGAUCUUUGCACUUGCCAAAAGAAACAAUUGCCAGUCGGUUUUUCCAUCCAUCGACCGUGUGUGAAACAAACACACACACACACACACACUCGGGCAGAACACAAAAACAAGAAAAAAAUUUUCUAAUAAAAGCUUUCUUUUGAUCUGCGCUUCACGAAAAGUUUUUUUAGUUUUUUAUUAUUAGAUCCCGACAAAAGAAUUGGGAGAUCUUAUUUAUUUUUUUUUUUGUAAAAAAAAAAUCCCCUCCCCCCACCACCCCUCCACCUUUUUAUUCGUCCCGCAAAAAAACAAAACAAAAUAAAAUUUUCGGUGAAUCGUUCGCUUUUGUAAUUUCUGUCAUUUCGAUUUGAUUUUUUUUUUUUUUUUUCGUUUGGUCGACAGCCACACGAAUUCCUUGCAUAAAUUUGCUCUUUGGUUGAUAUCCAAAGGUGGGGGGGUGUUCCCCUAUUUCCUUUUUGUUUCUCUGGAAGGAAGAUGAACAAACAAAACAAACAAACGCGGGGCAUUGUUUGCGAGCCGAUGUCGUUCUCUCCUUUAUCCCAUCAUUCGUCAUCAUUAUUUCCCUUCCUUUUUUUUUCUUUUAUUUGAGUAUUAUUAUUAUUACAUGUCGACAGAAUAGUGUGUGUGUGUGUUUCAAAUUUAUCUUUUUUGUUAAAAUAUUAGAGAGGAGUUGUACAUAUAUACAUGAAAUGCGAAGGAUGCUUUUUCGAAUGACCAUUUCGGUUUUCUAUGUGUGUCUUUUGUUUGUUUUUUUCUCGCUAUCUCAUCUGAUUGUGUCUCUCCCCUUUUUGUAUAAUUUUUCCCGGACCCUCCGCUCGUCGCCGGAACCGCCCGGAAGCUCCCAUUUGGGGGAGAUUCUGGUCUUGUGUGUGUUUUUGGCUGGGGAAGAAAGGAAGGAAAAAAACCGGAAACACGACACAAUAACUCUUGUUGUUUUCUUUUUUUAUCCCUAAAACUUUUUUUUCGUUUCCCUUAAAAAUCCAAAUACGGCGAAACAAAACACUGACGCAAAAAUAUUAUCAUCAUUUUUUUGUGUUUUAUGCCUCCAGAGAAAAGAAUCCCAUCAAUCUUUUUUUUCAGCCGUUUCCUUCUGCCCUUGUACGGUCGUUUCUUUUUCUUUUUAUUUCUAUAUCGAAAAAAAAACACGUCUAAUAUUUCGACACACACACAAAAUUACCAACGUACAUGUAUUUUGUCGCGAUUAUUGUUAAUCAACACUUUUUUUUCAAUUGUUGGAAAAGUAAAAACAAAUGGCAUUCUUGUAUUUGUUUUUCUUUCUGGAUUCCUCGUCAUCACUCUGGAACAUCCUUAUUUUGUAAUUUUCUGCGCUGGGGGGGUUGAAACAAAAAUUUUAUUUUUUUCUUUUCAAUUAAUUCUGUGUGUGUCGACCUCCCCUUUAUAUGAUAUGUGUGUGUGCGUAUAUAUAUAUAUAUGAGUUCUCUGUAUGUGUUGGCCGAGAAAGAUUUUUCUGUUGCUCUUGUAUCAUAUUCAUCUAUGCAUAUAGUUCCCCUCUCCCAACCAGCUCCACCUCAUUCCCCCCUCCCCCCAAUCUCUCAUGUAAAUUUUGUAUCGUAGGUCUCUCUCUCUCUCUCCCUCUCUACAUGCAUAUAUAGCCUAUAUGGUAAUACAUUUAUCCAUUUUUUGAAACA
Molecule: messenger RNA, 7042 nt
Organism: Daphnia pulicaria
Lineage: Eukaryota; Metazoa; Arthropoda; Branchiopoda; Diplostraca; Daphniidae
Product: transcription factor SOX-11-like
Exons: 2
Coding region: 688-2403 (571 amino acids)
Biological process (GO): anatomical structure morphogenesis; cell differentiation; regulation of DNA-templated transcription
Molecular function (GO): DNA-binding transcription factor activity, RNA polymerase II-specific; RNA polymerase II cis-regulatory region sequence-specific DNA binding
Source: RefSeq, a predicted model, not a curated record